This is a messenger RNA of Didymodactylos carnosus, 333 nucleotides long. The record is from the annotation of a GenBank genome assembly. Lineage: Eukaryota; Metazoa; Rotifera; Eurotatoria; Philodinida; Philodinidae.
AUGAAUGAAUCUACCAAAGUACAAUAUCUAAUGAAUGGAUUACGACCAUCACUAUCAAUUGAAACAAGAAGGAAUUAUCCAACAACAACACAAGAAUUUUUACAACAGGCUCAGAAGGCAGAAGAAUUAACGGCAAUCAGUACCACAACGACGUCAGAUUUAGUUACCACAGACGAUUUAUCAACAGCUUCUUCUCUUCUACAUCAUGAACCAAAGCAUUGGUCAUCACGCAGUCGACCAAAUAGAAACAAUGGAUCGUUUUCAGCACAACAAUACCAGUGGCAAAAAUCUUGGAAAUUUUUCAACGCGAAAAUUCGAAGAACAUCAAAGUAG